Terrapene triunguis (Three-toed box turtle) is the source of this 2816-nucleotide messenger RNA. It is a transcript of the gene BABAM2, whose product is annotated as BRISC and BRCA1 A complex member 2. The transcript is spliced from 13 exons. Lineage: Eukaryota; Metazoa; Chordata; Testudines; Emydidae. Gene Ontology annotation, cellular component: BRCA1-A complex; BRISC complex. The record is from RefSeq and is a predicted model, not a curated record. The coding region runs from base 69 to 1325 and encodes 418 amino acids. Gene Ontology annotation, biological process: double-strand break repair.
GCGCGCACGCCGCAGACAGGGGGCGCGCCCGUUAGAUUGUGCAGGGAUAAGGCGCGUGCCCGCGGCCGAUGCUAAGGCUUUUUCUACUGCCCCGUAGUGACUGCAGAGCUCAGUACAGCAGGAAAGAAGGACAAGUUAAAAUGUCUCCUGAAGUUGCUUUGAACAGAAUUUCGCCGGCACUCUCUCCUUUCAUUUCCAAUGUGGUCAGAAAUGGAAAAGUAGGAUUGGAUGCUACUAACUGUCUAAGAAUUACAGACCUGAAAUCAGGCUGUACCUCUUUGACGCCUGGACCCAGCUGUGAUCGGUUUAAGUUGCAUAUCCCAUAUGCUGGAGAAACACUCAAAUGGGAUAUAAUUUUCAAUGCCCACUACCCAGAGCUACCACCAGAUUUUAUCUUUGGAGAGGAUGCUGAAUUCCUGCCAGAUCCCUCUGCCUUGCAUAAUUUAGCCUCCUGGAAUCCCUCAAAUCCUGAAUGUCUCCUGCUUGUUGUGAAAGAGCUCGUCCAGCAGUAUCACCAAUUCCAAUGCAGCCGAUUACGGGAGAGCUCUCGCCUCAUGUUUGAAUACCAGACUUUACUUGAAGAACCCCAGUAUGGAGAAAACAUGGAAAUUUAUGCUGGCAAAAAAAACAACUGGACUGGUGAAUUCUCAGCUCGCUUCCUUUUAAAGUUACCAGUGGAUUUCAGCAAUAUUCCCACAUACCUUCUCAAGGAUGUGAAUGAAGAUCCAGGAGAGGAUGUUGCUCUUCUUUCAGUCAGUUUUGAGGAUACAGAAGCUGCUCAGGUUUUCCCCAAGCUAUAUCUGUCCCCACGUAUUGAACAUGCUCUUGGAGGCUCCUCUGCCCUUCACAUCCCAGCCUUUCCAGGUGGAGGCUGUCUCAUUGACUAUGUACCACAGGUGUGCCAGCUGCUAACUAACAAGGUACAAUAUGUUAUUCAGGGAUACCAUAAGAGAAGGGAGUAUAUUGCCGCUUUCCUGAGUCACUUUGGAACUGGUGUGGUGGAAUAUGAUGCAGAGGGCUUCACAAAGCUCACACUGUUGCUGAUGUGGAAAGAUUUUUGCUUCCUUGUUCACAUUGACCUACCUCUGUACUUUCCUCGAGACCAGCCAACUCUAACAUUUCAAUCAGUCUAUCACUUCACUAACAGUGGACAGCUGUAUUCCCAGGCCCAGAAAAACUACCCUUACAGCCCACGCUGGGAUGGCAAUGAGAUGGCCAAGAGAGCAAAAACAAGUUGCAGCAGGAACAGAAAAAUACAAAGGGCUUAUUUCAAAACAUUUGUCCCUCAGUUCCAAGAGGCAGCUUUUGCCAAUGGAAAGCUGUAGGAAACACCAGGUCUGGAGAAGAUGCCAGACAGAUUCUUACAUCCACAUGCAUGUCAGCCCCAAGAGGACUUCCUGGAAGUGGGUUGGAAUCUCUUUUUUUGAUACUUUUUGCCUCUGGAAUAGCUUUGAUCACCACAGACUUCAUUAAGUCUAUAAAACAAGGACCUCAGCUGGCUAAUUCUAAACUGAAUAUUUGAUACUCCUUCUCCAAUCCUCUCCUACCACUAUCAUUUCCUUUUAUAGCCACUGGAUUAAAUUAAAACCUUAGUGUUUAGAUGUGAUACCAUUUCCCUGUGACAACAAUGUUUAAUGCUAUGCCUUGUUUCAGAAAUGCUUGUCUUUCAGGUGUUGUUAAGAAGUGAUUGUUUUCAUGGCAGUAUUCUGUUGUUCUGAACCUUUGUAUAUUUUCAGCAUAUCCUAAUAAUAGAUAAAGCUGCCAUACUUACCAGAAAUGCCUAAUGGACUAUAUAAUGCCAUAUUCUGCCUCUGACAUUUGCCUAUAUUUAUGGUUCUUAUUGACACAUGUAUGAGUCGCAAUAUUUAACUGCUCAGUGCCUUUGAUGCGUCUGAUGUUGACAUGGCAGUAUUUUUUUAAUAUCUCAGUUGAAAACUCAUCAUGAGUUGAAUUCAGUGUCUUUAUAGUCUAGUUUAUUUCAGGUAAUACAACUUAAGGUGACUUUCUAAUUGACGUCAGUUGCUGUUACUGAGAAAGGUCUAUCGUUUUAGUAUCAACUGUUCAAGUAACCAGUUGUGUAAAUUAAGGAGACAAAAUAGAGCUCCUGCAUAGUCCCACAACUCUAUCAAGUAACGUAAAUACCACUAAUGAAACAGGCCUUUAACAAACAAGGAAUUACUGGAGUCUUUGAAGGCAACAAAUACAAUAAUUUAGGGAAGCAGAUUUAUUUAACCUAAAAUUUAUUUAACCUAAAAUGCAGUUUUAGUAAGCACAUAUAUUUAAAGAAUUGAUGAGAAGACAUAAUGGGAUGCAUCAGUUUUUCUAAUGCUGUAAUGCUAAAUGAAGAAUCCCAGCCACUCAUCUUCCCCUUCUUGUGAUAUGUUAUAGCAGGCCAUAUAUAGCUGACUCUUAGUGCUGUCACUUCCCAAAUUAAAUUGUAGAUAGACCAGGGUACUUUCCAACAUGGAAUAAAGUUUGUGUGUUGUUAUAAAUGGAAUACAGAAAAAGUACCGUCUGCUAAGUGUUAGGGAACUGGACUGAUGAGCUGUUCUGAAGACAUAAUAGUGAAAAGUAAUAUAUCACUAUUUCUGCUAAUGUUAUGAAAUAUGUAUACAAAUUUUAAUUGAUUGGCAGUAUUGCCCCAAUCUCCUUGUAACUUUGGAUUUUUAGAGAAAAGUAUUGUCUACUAGAAGAACUGUGUCUCCAAGGAACAAGUGUGAUCCUUGUAAAUUAAAUUUUCUUAAUUAAUACAUUCUUAGUCUAGUUUCCCUGAGAAACUACCAACCUUCUAGCAAAUUCUAUUUUUUUUUUUUUUA